Molecule: messenger RNA, 4653 nt
Organism: Drosophila pseudoobscura
Lineage: Eukaryota; Metazoa; Arthropoda; Insecta; Diptera; Drosophilidae
Gene: fd3F
Product: forkhead domain 3F
Exons: 9
Coding region: 1740-4115 (791 amino acids)
Biological process (GO): regulation of DNA-templated transcription
Cellular component (GO): nucleus
Molecular function (GO): DNA-binding transcription factor activity; cis-regulatory region sequence-specific DNA binding
Source: RefSeq, a predicted model, not a curated record
GGCCCGAGCGCUUGGAACAGUGACGAGAGUAUCCACACACACACGACGCGCACAAACAAACACGAAUGUUGCCCAGAAUUUUCGUAUGGGCAAAUUCGCUCCAUCGAAGCUGAUAAGAGGCCGCCAUUACAGAUAGAAGGUAUACAGAUCUCCCUAUACUAUAAGUCGAACCAUAAGGAGCUGCUCCAAUUAUAAGACAAGCUUCCACCCAUUUCCAUAUUAUCUGUCCUGAAUAACGUCCCGCUAGAUGCUCCGCAGUGUGGACAACGGAAAGAUUUUCAUAUUUGAUAACAUAGAAAUAUAUUAAUACCGUCUUGGGUUCCACAGUGCCGACCAAAUCUAUACAGAGAGUCAUACAACGGCAUACCCAAUUCGCAAAGACUUGGAAUUUUGUAGUCCACUCCUGUUUUUUGUAUUAUUCUUAUCGAAAUUAGGCUCACUUAAAUUCUGUGUUAAUUGUACGUUUUCAUUAUAUUUGUUGAGCUUCUGUGCUCUUUCAGCAGCGUAUGUUUGCGAUCGUUCGACGAUUGUUCGGUUUAGCACGGUUUAUUGUGGGGGAUGGGACAGUGGAAGACUUCAGCUAGGUUAACGAGGAGAUUCAAGAAGGAAACAAAUUGAAGACACGCGGCGGGUAGACGUGCAAAAAGUGAGUGCUUCCUCCAGACUAAUUCAAGGGCAGGCGGGCCGAAUAGCGAAGGCGAAUGAAAAAAAGAAAGACGCGAGAGAAGGGACUGAGAUAAUAGGCUGCUGUACGUACAUAAGUACAUAUGUACAUAUGUAGAUUGCACUGUGGUACUGUGGGCAGUGCAAACAACAAACAAUAAUAGGGAUUUGCUUUACGGUUGCACCUCUGCCUAUAAUAUAUGGAUUAUUGGCUACGAAUCUCACAUCACGCCAGAUUGUUAAUGCUCUUGAAGUUACAUAUAAAACUUAUUAAACCUGCCAAUUUGUUGGGCAUCCUCUUCUUGACCCCCAUUCUCCCUAUAUCCAAGCCUUUGGUCUUAACAACUAUGGGCCGACUCUCCCGAGCUCCAGCAACACUUGUGCGGCGGGGGUUGGGACCGGAGCAUUCACAGGGUGCCUAAAGCGGCGAUUAGACGCUUGAAUGGCUGCACAGGGCCAACACCCUGUCAACACGCCGAAAUUGGCUAACGGCCAACGGCCAACGCACAUGUUCGAUUAUGGCCAAAGAGCGACCAAGCAGAACCAGCGCCAGCAAGCACCAGCAAGCACCAGCACCAGUCCAGUCCACGCGUGUACGCGCGUCCACAUGGUGUGCUGGUCUGGUACUCGUACUAGGCCUGACACUGGGUUGUGCUUGACUGAGUGCGCAGGGGUAAUGAGAGCCGCCAGCAGGCGCAGGCGCAGCACACACGAGCGGGGAGCUACUGGCCAAGUGUGCUCCUGGCACCGCUCAACGUUUGUCCGCAUUCCGUGGCCAGUCGCAGCGCGAGACGGAACUCGGCUCGGAGAACCCAGAACACAGAACACACACAGUCCCAGUCCCAGUGCCAGUUCCAGUCCCAGUCCCAGUGCCAGCCCCCGUUGACAGUGCCAUCCAGUCCAAGCCCGGCUCCUGGCGACUAGUGCUCGUCCUGUGAAUCCUUUUGUUUAUUGUCUUUUUUUUUUUCGUUUUUGACUGCUGGUCACGUUUUUUUUUCCUGUGCCUCCGUGUGUGUUUUGGGCGUCGCGUGAACUGCACGAGAGCCAGGCCGAUUGUUGGGCGAUUGUUGAGAGCCAUGAUUGUCAAUAUGCCCGUCAAUGGCACGGGCAGUGUGAGUGCUCCCGGUGUCCAUCUCAGUCCCGCUUCGCACAACAACAACAACAACAACAGCAACACCACCAACAAUAACACCACUAGUGACGGGAACAACUCGAACAGCGGAACCCUGGUAGGAGACUGCGAAUACAACUUUUUGAAGCGCAAGUACGAGUCGCAGGUGGAUGGACAGGACCUAGCCCUGGGCCCGGACUACGACCAACUCGAGGCGAACCCCUGGAAGAAACGUCACCUUGAGUACGAUGCCGGCGACCUGCACUUUCACCUCCAGCUGGAAUCGCCAGUAGCCAGCAGCACGGCCAGUGGCGGCUCCGCUCCUGCUGCCGUUGCGACUAUACCCGCCGCUGGGCCCCCUGAGUCCUCGGCCGCUUUCAUCAACGAUCUGUUCGCCUACGACAGCAGUCUCCUGGUGCCGUCCGCCGCAUUCUGCGGCCCUCCCAGCGCGCUGCCCACGCCCACAUUGAGCGCCCCCCUAGAGGAUGGACCCGGCGGCGGCUGGCAGACGGGCGAGCUGCUCGAGCUCGAUCAUCGCUACAACUCCGGUCUGCAGGCGGAGAUUGGCCAGCUGAGCGCUACGCUGCCGCCCCCUGUGUCGCAGUGCAGCAAUAGCUCCCAGCCCCAGUCCCAGCCUCAGCAGCAGUCCCAGCAUCAACAGCAGCAACAGCAGCAGCAGCACCAGUCGUCGGCGCAGGUGGCGCAAAAUCAGAGCUUCAUGGUCCCUCUGAAGCAGGCGGGAUGUCGGACUAUGCCCACCGGCAGGCGCACUUCGUCGGGCUCCACAGGCACGCCCACGACUACGACGACUAGCGAUGGCUCGGAGGCGGACUUUGAGGACAAGAACCUGUCGUGGCUGCUCAACUUUAAAUUCGACGAGUUCCCCCAUCUUUCGCCCCAUGGCCAAGGGCAGGGCCACGGCCAGCCGGUGGGUCAAGCCGAAGCCGGCACGCCCACAACCGCUGUCAGCACAUCGCCCUGCAGCUCUACCUCGUCCCCGUCCGCGUCCGCAUCCACAUGCACCACGAACUCGAAUCACUCUCUCAACUCCAGCCAGAGCCAUGGCGCCCUGAUGGACCAGCGGGCCCGGUCCCCCAAGAGCUGCACCAGCGCCUCGAUCAGUGCAUCAACAGUCGGAGGAGGAGCAGGAGGAAGUGGAGGAGGUGCCGGCGGCAGUACUGUAUCAGGAAACAUUAGCAGCUCCACCAAGACCGGUCGCAAGUUCGAGGAGCUGGUGAUGGAAGUCACCUCGGAGCUGGAUGGCAACGAUAUGAUAGUGGCCGAGCAUGUUGUGGUCGAGGAUACAACCUCCAAGGCCAGGCCAAAGAAACCACCGUUCACCUACACGGAACUCAUCGAAUACGCCCUCGAGGACAAGGGUGAACUGACUGUGUCGGGCAUAUACCAAUGGAUAUCCGAUCGCUUUCCGUAUUACAAAUCGAACGAUGACCGCUGGAAGAACUCGGUGCGACACAAUCUAUCCAUCAAUCCGCACUUCCGCAAGGGAGUAAAGGCGCCCCAGGGCGCUGGCCACUUGUGGGCCAUCUCCAGCGGAGAUUCGGCCGAGAACGUCUUGGCUUGGGAGCACAAAAAGCAACGACUGGAUUUGUUCUUCAAAAUGGAGUCCAUCAACCGGGAACGCAUCCAACAGCAUCAGCAGCAACUCCAGCAACAGCAGCAGCAACAACAACAACAACAGCAACAGCAACAGCAGCACCAGCAACAGAACUGCCACUCGCCGCAACAGGGACAGGGGCAGGGACUACAUCAAACGAGCAAUGGCUGUCUGUACGAUGAGGCCGCUGUGGCAGCUGCCACACUCACGCAGGAGAUGCUGCAACACUCCUCAAGUACGGCGAAUGAGUCAACGGCAGGACCGUCGCACCACCACUCCAAUCAUCAUCACCAUCAUCACCAGAGACUGCUGCCCUUCAACGAUCUGCUGAGCGACGACGAGCUGCGCAAGACGGCCGGCCAGAUUCUAAACGGCAUCCAUCGCGAGGUGGAGGUGCAGUCGGUGAACUCCAUUAUCAGCACCUAUCACGACGUGCUGCUGGACAAUGAAGACUAUCUCAAUCCCAUACACAAGGACGUCGUUGUCACGGAGAGCGGUCUGAGGCAGCAGCAGCAUGGCGUGGGCAGCGGGAUACACAUGAACAGCGGCAAUAUCAACAGCCUGACCCACUCGCACUCGCAGUACUAUAUCACCGAGAUCGAUCCCAUGGAGCUGGGCAUUCAGAUGUCGCACCAGGUGGAACCCUCCGAGGAGGAGGUGCUCUUCAGCGAUGAGUUCAAUCUCAACUACUUUGGCUACAAUCCCGGUAGCGAUAUUGUCGCUUGACCGCGUAGACAACAGUCGGAAUCGGGUUCGGCUUUGGGUUCGGGUUCGGCUCCAGUACCCGUUUCCAUUCCCACUCCCGUCUCCGUUCCCGUCGCUUCAGCUCCGGCUCCAGCUCAGCCAAGCAAUUGAGAUGGGCCCCCAACCCAGUGCUCGCUCCAUGCCAGACAACAAUCGUAACUGUAGCAGAUCCUACUCAUAAGCCAAGUCUCAACGAAUACUAGUCACACAUUCAGCACACAAAAACACUCACCAGUAACCACCUAAGGACUUCCCAUCAUAAGCUCCCCCUCCCAUUUGUAUAGUCUAGUCUUGAGUGUACCAAUGCAAAUACCUAUCAUGUAAUUUGUGCCCAUUUUUUGUCUAUAUUUUAGUUGAAUACGUAGGAGCUAAGUAGCUUACUAGCGUUAAGGAUAUAUUGUGUGUACGAGUAUAUCCCCCGAUAGCUCCUCCCCGAAUUUAGUUAAGUGUUUCUACAAUUAGUCGAAUAAACCAUACCAACCUAACUAAUCUAGGCCUAGAGCAUAUCGAGUAAACCUAA